UAGGAAUGUAUUUUGCACCAGUAAUGUAAAGCAAGAUUGAAGUCGCACGGCCGCCCGCCCGCCCGCCGCCAUCUGUAGUAAUUAAAGGGAAGGUGAGAGAUAUCGAGAGUUGUGAGACCGGCGAUCGCAAAACAAGUUCAAUAUUUUUCAGCACAACUUUAUUAAUACAGAAAUCUUCUUUUAUUCAUUCAUCUUAAUAAAGGGGAUGUCGCAGAAAUUCUCUGCUACACUCAGAAUUGGGGAUUUGAAUGAUUACAUAGCUCCCUCUCAGGGCUGUGUAGUUUCCCUUAAAGCUAAUUCUAAUUCAAUCAACAAAUCCGAGAAAAAUGCUGGAGCUUUGAGCAAACCAGUACAAAAAGAACCCGUCAAAAUUUCUCUCAAAGAUUGCUUGGCUUGCAGUGGGUGCAUUACGUCAGCAGAAACAGUCAUGCUUGAGAAGCAGAGCUUAGAUGAGUUCCUUUCCAAUUUGGAAAAGGGAAGGACAGUUAUUGUCUCUCUCUCCCCCCAGUCUAGGGCCUCUCUCGCUGUUCAUUAUGGACUUUCUUCACUUCAGGUCUUCAGGAAGCUCACAACACUUUUUAAGUCUCUGGGUGUGAAAGCUAUAUUUGAUACCAGCUGCAGUAGAGACUUGACCCUGAUAGAAUCUUGUAACGAGUUUAUGGUGCGAUAUGAACAAUCCCAAUGUACAAGUAGUGGGGAGUCAAAGCCACCUUUACCUAUGAUUUCUUCUGCAUGUCCAGGUUGGAUAUGUUAUGCUGAGAAGACCCUUGGUUCAUUCAUUCUUCCAUACAUUUCUUCAGUCAAGAGCCCCCAACAAACCAUUGGAGCAGUCGUCAAGAAUUUUAUAUGCCAAAAGCUAAGUUUAAGGGCAGAGGAUAUAUACCAUGUGACUGUAAUGCCAUGUUAUGACAAGAAGCUCGAGGCUGCUCGUGAGGAUUUUGUUUUUCGAGUGGAUACAGAUAGUGAAAAAAUUACGGAAGUUGAUUCAGUUUUGACAACAGGAGAGGUUUUGGAUUUGAUACAGUUAAAAGCAGUUGAUUUUCAAUCCUUGGAAGAGUCCCCCCUAGAUAAAUUGUUUGCAAAUAUCGAUGAGGAGGGCCAUCUUUAUGGGGUUCAUGGAGGCUCUGGAGGAUAUGCAGAGACCAUUUAUCGUCAUGUUGCAAAAGUGCUUUUAGGUCAAGAAGUUAAAGGUCCUAUAGCAUUCAAGACUAUAAGGAACUCUGAUUUCCAAGAAGUGAGCCUAGAAGUGAAUGAUAAAUCUGUACUGAAAUUUGCAUUAUGUUAUGGUUUCCGGAACCUGCAGAAUGUUGUUAGGAAAUUGAAAAUGAAAAAGGAGAAGUGUGACUACCAUUUCUUGGAGAUCAUGGCAUGCCCUUCAGGAUGCUUAAAUGGUGGCGGACAAAUAAAGCCACAGCCUGGGCAGUCGGCUAAAGAGUUGAUUCAGAUGUUGGAGACAGCUUAUGUAGAAAAUGUUGUGGUUGCUGAUCCUUUCAACAAUCCCAUCAUAAAGGGUCUAUACAGUGAGUGGCUUGAACAGCCUGGUUCAGAGAAAGCAAAGAGGUACCUGCAUACUGAAUAUCAUCCUGUAGUGAAAAGUAUCACUUCACAGUUGCAGAACUGGUGAGAAAUGCAAAAUAUCAGCUUUUAACUGAUUGGCAAAGUUCCAAGCGUUCCCUUCUGGUGUUAUUCUGCAAGAGCAUUCCAAGGGGGUUUUGAUACUACAGUGCAUUGUUCACAAUCUAUGUUCAUGUGUCCAUGCUCCACAAUUUUGGCAGUCCAAUUUUGGUAGUGAACGUGUUCGCCCCAUACUGUAAAUAUACUGUGUUGCAAAUCACACAAUAAUCUAGGUUGCAAUGAUAUUCCCCAUCUUGAUUGGAGUAGUUAUAUUGUGCGUGUAAUUCCCACAACCCAGGACUUUAUUUAUUUGGCCACUCAAUUUGUAUUCGUUAGAAGAGGCUACUGUUUUAUGCCAAUGGUAAAUAUCAGCAGAAUCUUUGUGUAAUCGUAUUUGUUUUCAGA
Molecule: messenger RNA, 2019 nt
Organism: Solanum dulcamara
Lineage: Eukaryota; Viridiplantae; Streptophyta; Magnoliopsida; Solanales; Solanaceae
Product: protein NAR1
Exons: 11
Coding region: 206-1624 (472 amino acids)
Cellular component (GO): cytosol
Molecular function (GO): 4 iron, 4 sulfur cluster binding
Source: RefSeq, a predicted model, not a curated record